Messenger RNA from Ceratotherium simum simum (southern white rhinoceros), 2026 nucleotides. NCBI's taxonomy places the organism in Eukaryota, Metazoa, Chordata, Mammalia, Perissodactyla, Rhinocerotidae. The record is from RefSeq and is a predicted model, not a curated record.
AGAAAAUGAGGAAAGGUCCCCAGGUUACCGGGGACCCUGCUUCUGGCUUCACUCUCCCCGCCCCCCUUUCUGGUGCUUCUAUCUCCACUUUCUUGCGGUUGAUGGGGAGCAUACAGGUGCAUGCGGUGAAGUGAGGUCUUGAAAUCACCAGGGGAUUGGGGGGGAGGGGCGGCCCCAAGAAAGGAGAACUGUAAACAGGUCUCUGGCACCAGCAACGAAUGGCUUCACCCAGAGGCAAAGGCAGCCGCGGUGACAUUGCCCCAAAGUGAAAGCGAAAGUAGGCCGAGGACAGAAGAGAAAGCGACAAGCUGUGGGGCAGCAAGGGCUGUUGGAGAGCCCCCUCUUUCCCAGCCGGGACCUUGCAAGCGGGGAGGCUGCGGAGAAGGGGGUGGCUGAGGAGGGGCCGGGGAGCAGCCCCCAUGGGCGCGGAGGGCUGGUGCCUGCUGCUCUGCUUGGCCCUCUCCGCGGCGGCGCCCGCAGACAGGCAGUGGCGGGCAGUGGAUGUGGUCUUAGACUGCUUCUUGGUGGAGGAAAGUGGGCAGCGUGGAGCUUUUGCCAGCAGUGGGAACAUGGUGAAGGCCUUGCUCGUGCUGAGGCAGGUGCCAGUGCUGGAUGAUGGCUCCCUGGAAGGCUUCACGGAUUUCCAAGGGGGCACACUGGCCAAAGAUGACCCACCUGUUACCUUCGAGGCCUCAGUGAACCUGGUACAGAUCCCCCAAGCCAAGGCCUUGCUCCAUGCUGACUGCAGCGGGAAGGAGGUGACCUGUGAGAUCUCCCACUAUUUUCUCCAGGCCAGACAAGAGGCCACUGUUGAGACAGCAGCUUGGUUCAUCACCAACGUGCAGGUGUCUGGAGGGGGACCUAGUGUCUCCAUGGUGAUGAAGACUCUCAGGGAUGCUGAGAAUGGGGCUGUCUUGCACCCCAAGCUGAACCUGCCCUUGAGCCCCCAGGGGACUGUGCAGACUGCAGUUGAGUUCCAGGUGACAACACAGACCCCGUCCCUGAAUUUCCUGCUGGGGUCCUCAGCCUCCUUGCACUGUGGCUUUUCCCGGGCCCCAGGACUGGACCUCGCCAGCGUGGAGUGGCGGCUGCAGCAUAAGGGCAGUGGCCAGCUGGUGUACAGCUGGACUGAGGGGCAGGGGCAGGCCAAGCGAGAGGGCGCUACCCUGGAGCCUGAGCAGCAACUCAUGGCCGGAGACGCCUCCCUCACCCUACCCAGCCUGACCCUGCAGGACGAGGGGGCCUACAUUUGCCUGAUCACCACCGCUCUGUACCAAGCUCAACAAAUCAUCCAGCUCCACGUCCAAGCUUCCCCCAAAGUACGACUAAGCUUGGCAAACGAAGCUCUGACACCCACUCUCAUCUGCAUCGUCACUGGCUAUUAUCCUCUGGAUGUGGCUGUGACGUGGACCCGAGAGGAGCCAGGUGGAGCCCCCGUCCCAGUCUCUGGUGCUUCCUUCUCCAGCCUCCGACAAAGCACAGCAGGCACCUAUAGCGUCUCCUCCUCCCUGAUGGCAGAACCUGGCUCUGCAGGCGCCACCUACACCUGCCAGGUCACCCACAUCUCCUUGGAGGAGCCCCUUGAGGCCAGCACCUGGGUUGCCCCACCAGAGAAGAGGAUGGCCUUUGGAGUCCUUUUUGCCAGCAGCCUCUUCCUUCUUGCACUGUUGUUCCUGGGGCUUCAGAUAUGGCAAGCACCUAGAAGAGUCUGGCUGCUUCAGGUAUGAAUGCUGACAGCGGAGACCACUUCCUCUGCCAACACACAGAUCUUUAAUCUCGAGAAGACCACACAGCACACAUAAGCCAGCCCUUCCGGCCUAAAGCAACAUCAGACUACUAGAAAGAAACAACACUUCCCCUCCCCCUCCUCAGUUACUCCAACCCAAACAACAACCAAGUCAGUUUAGUGGUAGGAAUUUGUAUUUUUUGCCUUUGUUCAGAAUACAUGAAAUUGAUAAAUAUGCCACAUGCCUUUGGUGGAAACACAACUGUUAUCAUUCCAUACAAGUAUGAGAUUGGGGUUAGG